Messenger RNA from Hibiscus syriacus, 789 nucleotides. RefSeq names its product auxin-responsive protein SAUR32-like. The transcript is spliced from 2 exons. Gene Ontology annotation, biological process: response to auxin. The record is from RefSeq and is a predicted model, not a curated record. Lineage: Eukaryota; Viridiplantae; Streptophyta; Magnoliopsida; Malvales; Malvaceae. Bases 304 to 774 code for a protein of 156 amino acids.
UUCUCUCUCCCAACUCCCGAGUUGUCGACUCACUUCUUCCCACGCCCGCUUUAACAUGAGCUUUGAUCUGCGUUGAAUCAGUGUUUCUCCUCUGUUAUUUCCAGUACUUCGGAUUUCUUGUCCUUUUUAUGCAUGAUUUCAGUCUUAACUCGUUGGAUAUUUCCAGCAUGAGUAAUACAUUAAGGUUUAGGGUUAAGGUCAUGUUUUACUCGGUUUACGAUCGAGGUUAGAUAAUCCCAAGCAAAUCAUCUUCCAUAGUUUUUUUUUUUAGCAUUUUGUUCAUAUAUUUUUAGCAAAAUUUUAAUGGGAAAAGGCAAGAAGAGCAACCUGAUAAUCAAGACAUGGGAGCGGUGCAAAUCGAUGGGGCGCGGUCGCACCAACGGAGGCGUCCCGGGUCUUUAUAAGAGCAAGUCGUGGCCAUCCAUCGACGUCUCUCUCGAAGCUGAAGAGAAACGUCGCACGAGGAAGAGCCGAGUGGCCCCUGAAGGUUGCUUCACGGUGUACGUUGGACCACAGAAACAAAGGUUCGUCAUCAAGACCGAGUACGCGAACCACCCGCUCUUCAAGAUCCUGCUCGAAGAAGCUGAGUCCGAAUACGGGUUCAACAGCGAAGGACCCCUCGUCCUCCCCUGCAACGUUGACUUGUUCUGCAAGGUGUUAUCGGCAAUGGACGACGGCGACAAUACGGUCCGACAAGGAUGCAGGUUUGCUAAACGUUAUGGUUCGUAUCAACUCCUCAGUCCACCUCGAAUGAUGGCGAUCAAUCAGAUCUAAAUAUUGUCUAUCUAU